Molecule: messenger RNA, 484 nt
Organism: Mastomys coucha (southern multimammate mouse)
Lineage: Eukaryota; Metazoa; Chordata; Mammalia; Rodentia; Muridae
Exons: 4
Coding region: 11-424 (137 amino acids)
Source: RefSeq, a predicted model, not a curated record
AGGCUUAGUUAUGUUCCAGAAGCUUCUGCUGAGUGUUUCCAUAAUUCUCCUCAUGGUCGUAGGAGAAAGAGUGCUGACAUUUAACUUGAUUAGACAUUGUAAUCUAUGUAAGCACUAUGAUGGGUUUACAUGCCGCAGUGGCAUGAAAAGUUGUUGGAAGUUUGACCUAUGGACACAAAACAGGACUUGUACUACAGAAAACUUCUAUUAUUAUGACCGUUUCUCAGGCUUAUAUCUUUUUCGUUAUGCAAAACUUAAUUGUAAACCCUGUGCAAAUGGAAUGUACCAAGUAUUCCAUGACCUCCUGAGAGAAACAUUUUGCUGUAUUGACAAGAGCUUCUGUAAUGAUGGCACUGCUAACUCAGAUAUCUCAUCACUACUUAUAGAAGAUAUGAAUCAAAAGAAAGAGUUGAAUGAAGACUAAAAUAAUGAGGAUUUAAGUAACACAUGCCACUGUUUUCUUGACAAUUUUAAAACCCAUGCC